AAAUAAGUGAAAAGAAAAAAGGGAAAUCUUCUUAAAAAAUUUAAUUAAAUUAAUUUAUGUGAAAAGCAAGGCUCUGUAAUGCGAAAAUAUCCACUUCAGUUGGUUGGAUUUAAUUAAAAUGGAUACAAUUGUUACUGUUAAUGUAUGCGUCGUCUUAUACGAAUCAGUUGGCUGAUUGGUUGGAAUUAAUUUCUUAUGGACUAAAUCGCCAUGAAAAAUGUAAAUUCUUAUAAAGGAUUUCAAAUGCUUAGCAAGGAAGCCCAACAGAAUUUGCAAUUGUACGAGUACGCGGUUAUUUCCCUUAUGAUAAUUUUGGCUAUAACUUCCAUUGUAUGGAGUCUCACGAUGCAUAUAUUAUCUGGCGAUUUCUAUAACGGUUUCAUAGGUUUCAAGUUAGCAUUUCGCGAACGCGAUUUUAAUCAACUUAAUGAAUACGAAAUGAAUCUAUUGCAACGCGAUCUCAAACGAAUAAUCAACGAUACCAGAAUGUCUUCGUGCGAUGAUGGCAUAAAAGCGGAUUUGUUAAUAAUGUCUAAAGAGAGUUUCGCCGUUACUCGUACAAAUGGAAAAUUUUAUAAAGUGAAACAAACAUUUCAUAAUAGUUUGAAUAGCGAAGAAACCGAUAACACAGACAUGUCCACUGCCACUAAUAAGGACGACUAUCAUCGAAGCACAAAGGAUUUGAGAAAUAAUUCAAAGUUUGCUUUCAAAUCGGAAGGCGAUUGCAAAUUCCUGAAGCAAAUGUCCAUUGAUGUGCAUCGCACUGAAUGGUUCCGUAAUGUUACGGUGCAAUUUAUUUAUAGCUUUCCAUUCCUAUCGGAAAUUAUAGCGAUUGUUUGGACGGUAAUGUGUUUUGUAUUUCAAUCGGGCGUUAAAAAGCAAUGGGGUUUACCGAAACCUUGGCUUAUCGUUAUGCCGUCAAUUGUAGUGUUUGCACUAAUGGUCGUUACCAACGUAGCCUAUAUAAUCUUAGCUAAUGGACUUUUAAAGGCAUUCUGCCGCGAAUUAAUAGACAAUCUCAAUAAAGCCGAAACGAUCAGCUGUGGUGAUGCUAUGUCGGUGUUACGCCCAUUUAUACGGGAUCAUGUAUUCUCUCAUGAUGUCUACUUAAAUAUUUUUCGUAUUAGUUAUAUUAUGGCUUUGGUGCUAUGGACUUGCGCUCUAUUAAUAAUGAUUGCUCGUUUCCUGCUUGCUAUCGACUUUCAAUUGGUCGAUAUCGAGAUAGAUUGUGAUACAGAAUUACCUGAGUGUGACACAAAAGGCGAGGAAUUUGUAGAAAUUUUACUACAAUCGCCCGUUAAAGAAAAACUGCAAACGCCGCAAACACUAACAGUAACUAUCGAAAGGCCAAAAUCCGAAGACGAUUUCCUAAGUGCCAAAUCGCAUUUUAGCGAUAUGGGCGCAAAUGUCUUAGAAAAUUUGAAUGCUACGCAAAAACAAAAAUAAAAUCAAUCUAUGAGAAAUCAUUUUUUUAAAUUUACAAAUAAUAUUUUUUAAAAAAUCUCAGGAAUUAUUAGAAAUCGAAUCUCGUACUAUUUUAUUUACUUCAUUUCACAAUCAUAGAUAAAUCUUUAAGGACGUAAAGUGACUUUCUCACAAGGGCACCUUUCUCAUUGAAUAGAUAGUAAUUUUUCUGGUUAUUGACAGUUUAUAAACAUACAACUGCAACUUUAUGAUUAGAUGGCCAUGCCAUUAGCCAGUCGGUCUUGACUUUUCGGAAACCAUCACAAGUAGAAGAAACCAGAUCCAUAGUUAAUUUGGGAUGGAGAAGAAAUUAAAAUCGAUUCUUUAAGUCUUUCUGGUGUUUUUAGUGCUCUACUGGUUUAAUGUUAAAACAUUCAUCUCAACAGUUU
Molecule: messenger RNA, 1853 nt
Organism: Glossina fuscipes
Lineage: Eukaryota; Metazoa; Arthropoda; Insecta; Diptera; Glossinidae
Exons: 6
Coding region: 211-1446 (411 amino acids)
Source: RefSeq, a predicted model, not a curated record